AAUAGUCUUUCACUUGCACAACUACGACAUUUUCCUCCCAUUCAUUGCAGAUGGUUUGUCUUUGCUGUAUGAAAAAUGAGGACACGACAGUUCGUGGCUGCAUUCCUGGCUUUGGUGGGCCUGUGCGGGACCAUCCUGAUUUGUGCCUUGCCCAUGUGGAAAGUGUCAGCUUUCGUUGGAGCGAACAUUGUGACGGCACAGGUCUACUGGCAAGGUUUGUGGAUGAACUGCGUCUUGCAAAGCACCGGCCACAUGCAGUGCAUGGCGUAUUACUCCGUUCUGGCUUUGACUCAAGAUCUCCAGGCCGCUCGAGGUUUGAUUUGUGCUUCUAUCGGUGUCAGUGUCAUUGCCUUUGGAAUGAUGGUUGUUGGAGCCAAUUGUACACGCUUUUACAGAGAAGAUCAGCUUAAAAAGACCAACAUUGGAAUAUCUGCUGGCACACUGUAUAUAGUUGGAGGUGUAAUGUGCCUUGUUGCUGUCUGCUGGCAGACGUCUAUUAUUGUCAUGAACUUUUAUAAUCCUCAAGCAAUAGCAGGGACACAAGGAGAGCUGGGAGCCUGCAUCUAUAUAGGAUGGGUUGCUGGGUUUUUGCUAAUUAUUGGCGGUGGACUGCUUCUAAGUACAUACUCAAACCGAUGUUGUUGACCAAAUUUGGGGUUAACAAGACUUAAGUGACUCAAUUUGACGCCGGAUUGUUCCUAUUUUUCCCUGGAGGAUAAAAUGUUUUUUCUGGCUCUUUCCCAAUUCUUCAGAGUUGUUUGUAAGACUGUCAAAUGUUUGUUUGUAAUACUGUAUAGGUGUAUCAGUACUUACUCAUGCCCGUAACCAGACUAUUAAAAUGGGGUGGUUCUUUUAUCUCAAAAAGUGGAUCUUUUUGCAGUUAUUCGAGGUUCAAAUACUGCAUUUUAAGCACUAAUUUGUGCUGGAUUAGCUUAUCGAUUGGUUAUCAUUAC
This is a messenger RNA of Danio aesculapii, 953 nucleotides long. RefSeq names its product claudin 28 (gene cldn28). The transcript has a single exon. The record is from RefSeq and is a predicted model, not a curated record. Gene Ontology annotation, biological process: cell adhesion; bicellular tight junction assembly. The coding region runs from base 76 to 645 and encodes 189 amino acids. NCBI's taxonomy places the organism in Eukaryota, Metazoa, Chordata, Actinopteri, Cypriniformes, Danionidae. Gene Ontology annotation, molecular function: structural molecule activity. Gene Ontology annotation, cellular component: plasma membrane; bicellular tight junction.